UGUGUACCCUCUGAAUCUUUCUUUCUUUAUUCAAUUUUCUGCUUUCUUUUUUUCGCAUUUUCUCAGUGUAGGCGGUGAGAAUUCGAUCUACUACUCUUUAGUCUUUACUUUCUCUCUAAAAAUUCUCUAGCUGCUAACUUUGGUGUGGAAUUUUAAAUAUAAAUACCGUCAUCACCAAACCAGCCACUGGAAAAGAAGCCUCUGAAAACAAAAUCAAAACCAAAACCAAACACUGGAAAAGAAGCCUCUGAAAACAAAAUCAAAACCAAAACCAAACACUUUUAGCUCUCUCUUUCUAGAAAUCUGGUAAGCAGCAUAACCAGAAGUAGAACUAGAAGAACAACAUCAGUAGCAGAAAAGCAAACCCUAGAUUCUUAGAAAUCUAGGGAACUGCUUACUACUAAUUACUAGUACCAUCAGCUGAUAGAAGAUCGUGAAAACUUUCACAAAUGUCGAAGCAAUCAUGUGCUUUUAAUCUUCUCAAGUUUAUGAAUUUGGUUUAGGAGGAGAUCUAUUACUUCUUAGUUACUUCUCUAGUUCGGUUGGGAUCAGAGAUUUUCCUGAGACAAACAGAAUUCAGCUAGAUACUGAGUUACAUACCAUCACAUUCUGAUUGAGGGUGCUUACAGUUGAGGAGAAAUGGCAGCCCAGCUUGUCAGUUUGGCUACAAGUGAUAAAUUGAAGGAGAUGGAUUGGAUGAAAAAUAUUGAAAUUUGUGAAAUGGUCACACGUGAUCCAGGGCAAGCUAGAGAUGUAGUAAAAGCUAUAAAAAAGCGUGUGGGAAGUAGAAACCCAAAUACCCAACUUUUGGCUGUCUCGUUGUUGGAGAUGUUGAUGAAUAAUUGUGGAGAGCAUAUCCACAAGCGGGUCAUUGAUACAGGAAUUCUUCCAAAUUUGGUGAAGAUAGUUAAGAAGAAGUCAGAUCUGCCAGUGAGAGAGAAGAUAUAUCUUCUUCUAGACGCCAUGCAGACAUCCCAUGGUGGGGCCACUGGAAAGUUCCCUCAGUAUCAUGCUGCAUAUUAUGAGUUGGUGAGUGCAGGGGUUAAGUUCACUCAAACACACCGCGUUCUUCCCUCUAAUAUUCCUACAGUAGAGAGACCUAUUAACGCUUCUGAAAGAAAGCCAGUCUCUCCAAAGCGUGAAGAUGUUGGCAUCACGAAGCAAACUAAUUCCCAUAUUUUGCCUGAAUCAAGUAUAAUCCAGAAGGCUGGGUCGACGUUGGAGGUUUUGCGAGAAGUUUUGGAUGCUAUUGAUACUCAAAAUCCCGAGGGAGCAAAGGAGGAGUUCACGUUAGAUCUUGUGGAGCAAUGCACAUUCCAAAAGCAACGAGUAAUGCAUCUUGUCAUGACUUCUCAGGAUGAGAAAGUGGUUUCUCGGGCAAUUGAACUGAAUGAGCAGCUUCAUAAAAUUCUUUCUAGACAUGAUGCACUUCUCUCACCCCGGCAAACCGUUGGUAGCAAUCAUUUUGCUCGUGAUGAAGUAGAUGAGGAAGAAGAGGCUGAGCGGCUUUUCCGCAGAAUUCGUAAAGGAAAAGCUUGCAUGAGACCCGAAGACGAAGAUAAUUUUGAGCGACGGCCAUUGGGUAUGACUGAAUCCAUUCAGGCAGAAAAGAUGAAUCGUCCACUUAUACGUCCACUAUGUUUGGAACCAGUAUCACAGGAAUCAGGUCCACCACCAGUAGCCGUUAUCAUCCCUCCUCCACCUGCCAAAUACGUGGAGAGGGAGAAAUUCUUUCAGGAGAAAAAAGUGGAUGGUCAAACAUUGGCAGGUCACAUGAGGGACCUCUCCUUUCAUAGCCGUAAUGCAAGUAGUUCAAACAGUGGAAGUAUCGACUCUAGUGAUACAUUUCCAUCUUUACCUUAGCAGUGGUUUUUGAGUUGAUAUUGGAGAAGCUACAAAGAUGUUUGUCUUGUGAAGAAGGUUAGUUUUUUGUCCUUGUUCACAAGGAGUUGUCUUUGUAUAACUUAGGGCUGCUUUCAGUUGUGGGGUGUCGUGGUGGUGUCAUGUGUGCUGUCCUAGGAAAAUUGUGUUUAGUUGUUGUGUGGUAGUUUAAUGAAAGCUCUGAUUUGUAUUAGAAAGGUUACCUAACUUCUAUGUAUGUGAGAGCUAGCAAAAUUUAUAUAGAAAAAUUGUGGAGGGUCUUCUGAUGGUAUUAGGUGUUCAGCACAUGGGCCUAAUUAACUUUUGUAAUUUGGACCUUUUUGAUGGAAUAUACAUAUUAUUAUAGUAGCAUAAAA
This is a messenger RNA of Papaver somniferum (opium poppy), 2237 nucleotides long. Its product is annotated as TOM1-like protein 5. The record is from RefSeq and is a predicted model, not a curated record. The transcript is spliced from 11 exons. Gene Ontology annotation, biological process: protein transport to vacuole involved in ubiquitin-dependent protein catabolic process via the multivesicular body sorting pathway. NCBI's taxonomy places the organism in Eukaryota, Viridiplantae, Streptophyta, Magnoliopsida, Ranunculales, Papaveraceae. Gene Ontology annotation, molecular function: phosphatidylinositol binding; ubiquitin binding. The coding region runs from base 640 to 1863 and encodes 407 amino acids.